This is a messenger RNA of Erythranthe guttata (spotted monkey flower), 2138 nucleotides long. Lineage: Eukaryota; Viridiplantae; Streptophyta; Magnoliopsida; Lamiales; Phrymaceae. The record is from RefSeq and is a predicted model, not a curated record.
ACUAAUUAAUUAUGAUUGAUAAAGGGUAAAAUUGAAAUAAUCUAAUUAUUGAUUCAUUGAAAAUCUAAAAUGACAAUAAAUUUGGGACAAAAAAAACUUUCUCAAAAGACAUAAUAUAAGACUAAUAUGCAUAAUUGGGCAUGGGCUACCACCGAGGCCCAAUCACAUUCAGUAAGGUUUGGGCCCGACAAUCUCAACUAAGGUAUAAAUAAAGGUUUGAAGUCAUUUCUUAAGGCACAUCCUAUUAUCUGAGCAAUACUACCAACUGUAUUCUCAGGACUAUUUCUACAAUCCGCACGUCUGACUUGAGCGUCGGAGUAGUUUCCGCCGGAUCAACCCCGACAUAGUUCACGUGUUCUAUGAUCGCAGGUAUCUCAAGGUCAUCAAGCUCGUAAGUCAGUGAUCCACUAUACUCCAGCUCAUCCUACUUCAACACUUUAAGUUAAAAUAAAUGUCACGUCUGUAUUGGUAAAUUCGGCAUAUUUUUGGGAAAUAUUGCUUGGAAACAAAUAGAUUCCAUGACAAUCACAAACAAAAGUUGAGGGGAUUUCAGUAAUUACGAAUAGGUGGGGGAAUUUUUAUGAUUUAGCCUAAGUUCGGGGGAGUUUUCGUAAUUCACCCUAAAAUACAUCAAAAAUUUUAAAGUAUUUAAUUAAUUAAAAAAAGAAUGAAAAUACGAUGUUUUAUCGUAGAACUGUCUUCUUUCUCCAAGUCCAACGGCCAAAGUCUAUAAAAGAAAAUAGAAACCCACGAUUUACAGAAGUGGCGGCUUCGUACAAUGGAGAAUACCAAAAAACCCGUCGCAAUCGCCUCUAGAAUCUCAAUAAUGUUUGUAUUAGGGCUACUGCUGUUGAUGUACGGUCCUAAUUUUGCGGCGGCGGCGGCCACCGGAGGGCGGAUGGGCGGAACUUCCUUCUCUUCAAGGAAAUCGUCGGCGUCUCGUUCGUAUUCCUCUUUUCGCCGCCGGAGUUAUGUUUACCCUUCGAAUUCCUGUUACUCCGAUCGCCGGAAUUAUGUUUCCCCUUCGGAUUCCUAUUAUUCCGGUCGCCGGAAUUAUGUUUCCCCUGUAGAAGCAGAAAUCUGCAAUUCUACCUCCGAUGGCACCGGCAAUAACUUUGAAUGUAAUCCGGCAGUUGUUUUAGGGUUUGUGAUUGUGCUUUUUGGGAUUAUUUGGGUUCGCGGGAUCUACGCUGAUUUAACAACUGUGCUUAAGCUGCAGGUUGGGCUAACGGCACCCGAGAGAUCACUUCAAAAGUAUCUUAAUCAGAUUGCCGAAACUGCAGAUACAUCCACCCCAGAGGGUUUGCACUAUGUAUUGACAGAGACGGCACUGGCUUUGCUUCGGUAUCAUGAUUAUUGCAUCUCCGCCCGUUUAUCAAUUGACGUGACGAAGAACAUGGAAGAAGGAGAAAAAAGACUCAAUCAACUCUCGAUCGAAGAACGUGGUAAGUUUGACGAGGAGACGCUUGUCAACUUCAACAACAUGAAGAAGCAAAGCUCAACAAUCCGUAGACCAAUUGACUUCAGAAACGAGCAUAUAGUCGUAACUAUCUUGUUAGCUGCUGAAGAAAAACUAAAGUUGCCUUGUAUAAAUAACAGUAAAGAUUUGAAAGAAGCUUUACAAAAGCUGGCAUCCAUACCAUCAACUACAACUAAGGCAGUCGAGGUACUGUGGACCCCACAAGAUGAAUACGAUACUUUAUCAGAAGAGGAAAUGCUUCGUGAUUACCCUUUAUUACGGACUUUUUAACAAUGUAACAUUUGAUACAUAUUACUUGUGGAACCACUUUCACUAUUAGUUCAUGUAAAAAAGUUAGGGUAAAUAGCACUUAACCCCCCGUGAUUACAAGCUUUUGCAGAUGAUCCCCUUGUGCUCGUAAUAUCAUGCACAUAAACCCCUUCUGGUCUAUGGGGUAGCUUCCAUUAGUUUGGGCGUCAAACUUAACCACUUAACGGGAGGGUUCAAACUUCAAAGGGGUCAUCUGCAAAAGUUUGUACCACAGAAGGGUUAAGUGUUAUUAUCCAAAAAGUUAUAUGUUUCUAGUUUAUGUAAAAAAGAAAACCUGAUUAAUGUUGCACGAAUACAAAGACAAUUGAUUCAGUAACUAUUGUUGAAAUAUUACAGUUUACGAUUCGAA